Brassica napus (rape) is the source of this 985-nucleotide messenger RNA. Its product is annotated as protein RGF1 INDUCIBLE TRANSCRIPTION FACTOR 1-like. The transcript has 5 exons. Bases 1 to 975 code for a protein of 324 amino acids. Lineage: Eukaryota; Viridiplantae; Streptophyta; Magnoliopsida; Brassicales; Brassicaceae. The record is from RefSeq and is a predicted model, not a curated record.
AUGGAUCAUAUAUACAUGUUUGUAAGUACGAGGUUUGAAUGGACAGUUGCCGUCCACACCGAUCACAUCCACACAUCCUCUGUCCACAUCACGAGAGCUCGAUGUCACGUCGUCCUCUCCACACUGGAGCUCGGACCUGUUCACCAUCGUCGUCCCUACCUAUCCUCCUGCUUCUUCCUCCCUCUCCCAAGACAUUCUCCACUGAAACUGCGGCGUCGACGACAUAUGCUUUUUGACAAAUGCCAAGACAUUCUCCCUGUCCCUUUUCGAUUCAUCUCGGAUCCACUAAAGCUUUUCACGGUGACUAUAGGUGCAUAUGAGCUCUGUUUGAGGCGUGGUUGGUGGCUACGGCUUCGCUUCGUUGAGAGGAACACGGUUAUGAAGAAGGUGGAUAAGGCAGAUGAGCUUGAUGGUGGAGGAGAUAACAAAACCGUUGUGUGGCUUGAAGACGUCGGAGCUCUCGUGGUUAGACGAUACGUAUACCACGACGUCGUUCGACUGAAUGAUCUUGAGAAGCUCAUAGAUUGUUCAUAUAUUCAGCCAUAUACAAUUAAUGGUGCCAAAGUGAUAUUCAUAAACCAAAGACCACAAUCAAGAGUUAAGGUCUCUUCAAAUGUUUGCUUCACCUGUGAUAGAAUCCUCCGAGAACCAUUCAACUUCUGUUCCCUCUCUUGCAAGGUGGAUUACUUAGUAUGUCAAGGAUAUGAUUUAUCAUGUAUUCUCUAUAGAAUUGAUGAAUCGGAUUUCACGUUUUCAAGUUUGCGAAUGAACGGACACGAUCAGCUCAGAGAGAUAUCAACAAUGGAGGACGAGACAGACGAUAUUGUGGUAAUCUCUGAUCGAUCGGAGGAAGGCAACAAUAGUAAUAAGAAGGAGAAAAGGAAGAAGAAGAAAGAGAGCAAUUACUUGCCUGGGAUGGUUCUUUCAGUUGGUAGCAGAAGAAAAGGCGCUCCUCAUAGGGCUCCUUUUUCAUAAAACAAAAAAU